CCCAACGAACACUGAAACAAGCAACUGACUUUAAGGCAUGGGGGAUGCAGAACUGAAGCCACGGCGAUUGAGAGGUCACACGGCCACGGCCACGUGCUGCAUCGCCUCACGUGAGCGCCCCGGCGUUAUCGUUACUGCCGGCGAGGAUGGCUGCAUUUGCUGGUUUGAUUUACGAUGCAAAGACGCUCAGCUUAUCAUUGAAGUUGGAAACGAACCGGUUACUUCAUUAUGUCUUAAGUCAGGGAAUGAAGAUUUUAUUUAUGCUUCCUUUGGAAAGGAAGUCAAGUCUUUUGAUGUCCGAAUGGGAGCUUCAUGGAAGGCAUUAGAGUGCUACAACUAUAACAAAGAGGAGAUAGAUCAGAUUGCAUGCAACACUAAGUCAUCUUUUCUUGCUUGUGCUGAUGAUGGUGGUGAUGUUAAGAUCAUUGAUACUCGCCAACAUUGUCUUUAUAAAACAUUGAGGGCUGGCCAUUCAAGUAUCUGCAGUACUGUGCAAUUCAUUCCUUGGAAACCUUGGGAAGUCAUUACUGGAGGUCUAGAUUCAAAGCUUGUCAUGUGGGAUUUCUCUAAGGGGCGUCCGCUCAAAAUCAUUGAUUUUGGCUUGCCAGACAUGAAUAGUAGUAACACUGGGCAAUGUUACAACCCUGCUUUUGUUCAUGCAAUAGCAGUUCCCGAUGUUGAUAUGUUAGACAAAACAGACAAGAUAUGCGUGGUUGCUAGGGGUGAUGGUGUCAUUGAUGUGGUUAAUAUUGAGUCAGAACUUUCUACAAUCAGGUCAAAAAAUUCCACAAAAGCCUGGAAGGGAUCUCAGUCAAUACCAAAAGAUAAUCCUCUGGCCGGAGAAAUGGAAACUCUGGAUCUAAAUGGUGGGAAGAGGUUGCAUCUGGAUUACUCUUUGGGUGGCCAUACUGCUGCUGCUUCUUGUGUGGCAUUUUCUUUGUUUGGGGAAAAGGGAAAGUACAUAAUCUCAGGGGGGAAUGAUAAGUCAGUGAAGGUCUGGGAUUGCUCCAGAUUUCCUCGUACAGGGCAGACUGGUACGAACAGUGAUCUUCUACAUAUGAAUAUCAAUUUGAACAGAAAGGUAAAUUGGCUCUGCACCUCUCCAACUGAAUCAGAGAACCUUGUUGUCUGUGACACUUCCAAAGUGGUUAAGAAACAACAACAAAACGAGGCUCCAAGCAGGAAUUCUAGUAUUGGGGUUGUUUUGGGAAGUUGGUUCAGGAUGAUGCAAUCUGGGGUGCCUGUGUGCAACACUUGUGGUGAUCAAGUGGGACUUAAUGCUAAUGGGGAGGCGUUUGUGGCUUGCCAUGAGUGUAGCUUCCCUAUUUGCAAGGCGUGUUUUGAUGACGAGAUCAAGGAUGGUCGCAAAGCUUGUUUGCGCUGUGGAACUACUUAUGAUGAAAACUUGCUAGAUGAUGCUGAAACAAAGGUAUCUGCUAAUCAAUUCACAAUGGCCGCUCAUCUUGGUGAUUCUCAGUCUGUACAGGAUGUUGGACUUCAUGCUAGACAUGUGAGUAGCGUAUCUACGGUGGACAGUGAAUAUAAUGAUGAAUCCGGGAAUCCAAUUUGGAAAAAUAGAGUGGAGAGUUGGAAGGAUAAAAAGAACAAGAAGAAGAAGAGUGCACCUAAGGUUGAAAAGGAGGCGGCUGAAAUCCCACAAGAGCAGCAGAUGGAAGAAAAGCAGCAGUCCCCAGAUGCUGCAGAGCCACUUUCAACUAUAGUUCCACUUCCAAAAAGCAAACUCUCACCAUACAGAACUGUGAUAAUCAUGCGACUGAUCAUUCUGGGUCUUUUCUUCCAUUACCGAGUGACAAAUCCUGUUGAUAGUGCUUUUGGUCUCUGGCUCACUUCUGUUAUUUGUGAGAUCUGGUUUGCUUUUUCCUGGGUGUUGGAUCAGUUCCCUAAAUGGACUCCCAUUAACAGGGAAACAUAUCCUGAUAGGCUAUCUGCAAGGUUUGAAAGAGAGGGUGAACCCUCUCAGCUUGCUGCUGUAGAUUUCUUUGUGAGUACUGUUGAUCCAUUGAAAGAACCUCCUUUGAUUACCGCCAAUACGGUGCUUUCCAUCCUUGCUUUGGACUACCCUGUGGAUAAAGUCUCGUGCUAUGUAUCUGAUGAUGGUGCUGCCAUGCUUUCAUUUGAGUCUCUCGUAGAAACAGCCGACUUUGCAAGGAAGUGGGUUCCAUUCUGCAAAAAGUAUGCAAUUGAACCACGGGCACCUGAGUUCUACUUCUCACAGAAGAUUGAUUACUUGAAGGACAAAGUGCAACCAUCUUUUGUGAAAGAGCGCAGAGCAAUGAAAAGAGAUUAUGAAGAAUACAAAGUUAGAGUUAAUGCUUUAGUUGCAAAGGCUCAGAAAACACCUGAAGAAGGAUGGACUAUGCAAGAUGGAACAUCUUGGCCAGGAAAUAACACCCGCGACCACCCUGGCAUGAUUCAGGUUUUCCUUGGACAUAGUGGUGCUCGCGACAUUGAGGGAAAUGAACUUCCUAGACUGGUUUAUGUUUCCAGAGAGAAGAGACCUGGCUACCAACAUCACAAAAAAGCUGGUGCUGAAAAUGCUCUUAUAAGAGUUUCGGCAGUUCUCACAAAUGCUCCCUACAUCCUCAAUCUUGAUUGUGAUCACUAUGUUAACAAUAGCAAGGCGGUUAGAGAGGCAAUGUGCUUUAUGAUGGACCCACAAGUUGGUCGAGAUGUUUGUUAUGUGCAAUUCCCCCAGAGGUUUGACGGUAUAGAUAGGAGUGAUCGAUAUGCCAAUCGCAACACAGUUUUCUUCGAUGUUAACAUGAAAGGACUGGAUGGAAUCCAAGGACCAGUUUAUGUGGGGACAGGUUGUAUGUUCUACAGGCAAGCUCUUUAUGGCUAUGGACCUCCUACAAUGCCCAACUUACCCAAGAAUUCGUCAUCUUGCUGCUCCUGUUGCUGCCCCUCUAAGAAGAAGACCACUAAAGAUCUCUCAGAGGUUUACCGAGAUGCAAAACGUGAAGAAUUAGAUGCUGCCAUCUUUAACCUUAAGGAGAUUGAUAAUUACGAUGAGCAUGAGAGGUCAAUGCUAAUCUCCCAGAUGAGCUUCGAGAAGACUUUUGGCUUAUCUUCUGUCUUCAUUGAAUCUACACUUAUGGAAAAUGGAGGAGUACCCGAUUCUGUCAAUCCCUCAACACUUAUCAAGGAAGCAAUUCAUGUCAUUAGCUGUGGCUAUGAAGAGAAGACUGAGUGGGGAAAAGAGAUUGGUUGGAUAUAUGGUUCGGUCACUGAGGAUAUCUUAACAGGUUUCAAGAUGCACUGCCGAGGAUGGAGAUCAAUUUACUGCAUGCCCUUAAGGCCUGCCUUCAAAGGAUCAGCACCCAUCAAUCUUUCUGAUCGGCUCCACCAGGUGCUCCGAUGGGCUCUUGGAUCAGUGGAGAUUUUUCUGAGUAGACACUGUCCGCUCUGGUAUGGAUUCGGAGCAGGCCGCCUCAGAUGGCUGCAAAGACUGGCAUAUAUUAACACCAUUGUCUAUCCAUUUACUUCCCUCCCUCUUAUUGCUUAUUGUUCAUUGCCCGCAAUUUGCCUUCUCACUGGGAAAUUUAUUAUACCAACGCUCUCAAACUUGGCAAGUGCCCUGUUUCUUGGCCUCUUCAUCUCCAUCAUUUUGACCAGUGUGCUUGAACUGCGAUGGAGUGGUGUCAGCAUUGAGGACCUGUGGCGUAAUGAGCAGUUUUGGGUGAUUGGAGGUGUUUCAGCCCAUCUUUUUGCCGUUUUUCAAGGAUUUCUAAAAAUGCUGGCAGGAAUUGACACCAACUUCACUGUCACAGCAAAAGCAGCUGACGAUGCAGAAUUUGGGGAGCUCUAUAUCAUCAAGUGGACAACACUUUUGAUCCCCCCAACUACUCUUAUCAUUGUCAACAUGGUAGGUGUCGUUGCUGGUUUCUCUGAUGCAUUGAACAAAGGAUAUGAAGCAUGGGGACCCCUUUUUGGAAAGGUGUUCUUCGCCUUUUGGGUGAUUUUCCAUCUAUAUCCAUUCCUCAAGGGUCUCAUGGGUCGCCAAAAUAGAACUCCAACCAUUGUCGUUUUAUGGUCAGUGCUGUUGGCUUCAGUUUUCUCUCUUGUGUGGGUCAAGAUCAAUCCAUUUGUGAGGCCAAUCGAUGGCUCAACCGUUGCACAAAACUGCAUCUCCAUAGACUGCUGAGUUUUCUGAAGUUGUCCAGAUUUUGGAUUCAGAUCAUUGGUAUACAAAUACAAUUGUUUAGUUGUCACUAUACUUCCCAUGAAAGUGGACUAGCAUUUAUCUCCAUAUGGACCUGCAAGGAGUUUUGAAUGGUUUGCAUUGAUCAUCUUUUCUUUUAUAUGAGUGGUGAAAAUUCAGUGUGUAAGGUUUAAGCUGCUGUGAACAGUAUCAUUGCAAAAUAGGAUGUAAUAUCACUUCUACAAAAUGAAAAAGUAGAAAAUGAAUCAAAUUACAGAAUUCCUGUCCA
This is a messenger RNA of Pistacia vera, 4451 nucleotides long. RefSeq names its product cellulose synthase A catalytic subunit 8 [UDP-forming]. Gene Ontology annotation, biological process: plant-type primary cell wall biogenesis; cellulose biosynthetic process. The transcript has 23 exons. The record is from RefSeq and is a predicted model, not a curated record. The coding region runs from base 38 to 4165 and encodes 1375 amino acids. Lineage: Eukaryota; Viridiplantae; Streptophyta; Magnoliopsida; Sapindales; Anacardiaceae. Gene Ontology annotation, cellular component: trans-Golgi network; plasma membrane. Gene Ontology annotation, molecular function: protein binding; cellulose synthase (UDP-forming) activity.